Gaeumannomyces tritici R3-111a-1 is the source of this 708-nucleotide messenger RNA. RefSeq lists its product as hypothetical. The coding region runs from base 1 to 708 and encodes 235 amino acids. NCBI's taxonomy places the organism in Eukaryota, Fungi, Ascomycota, Sordariomycetes, Magnaporthales, Magnaporthaceae. The transcript has a single exon. The record is from RefSeq and is a predicted model, not a curated record.
AUGAAGAGCUUCGGAGUCCUCUCCCUCCUGUCACUGGUGGCCUUGUCCAUCGCGGCGCCCCUCGAAGCGCGCGCCAACACGGUCAACCACGACUCGCUCUUCCCCAAGCCGCAGACCGUCCGGGGCGGGCCCGACGGCGAGGCCAUGGUGCGCUUCAGCCCGCGCCUCCGCAUCGCGAACGGCUGCCAGCCGUACCCGGCCGUCGACGACUCGGGCAAUGUCAGCGGCGGCGUCAAGCCCGGCGGCAGCUCGGCGAGCAACUGCGGCGACCCGGGCCGCGCGCAGACGUACGCGCGCGCCGGCGUGGUCGACGGCCAGUUCGCCAUCAUGUACAGCUGGUACAUGCCCAAGGACCAGCCGCGGUCCGACACCAUCGGCGCCCACCGCCACGACUGGGAGAACGUGGUCGUGUUCCCCGACGGCGCGCGCCAGGCCAUCACCAGAGGUGCCGCCUCGGGCCACGGCCAGUACAAGAUCGCCAGCUCGCCGCCGACGCCGCCCACCGUCGAGUACUUCACCAACCUCCCGACCAACCACGAGCUGCAGUGGAGCGGCGACGCCCGCGCCGUCCAGCACGCCGUGCUCGACUGGGAGGUCAUGCCGCAGGCGUCCCGCGACGCCCUGCAGUCGCACGACUUUGGCUCCGCCAACGUGCCCUUCAAGGACGGCAGCUUCGAGAGCAACGUCCGCAAGGCCAUCAAGGGCUGA